Messenger RNA from Iphiclides podalirius (scarce swallowtail), 252 nucleotides. The record is from the annotation of a GenBank genome assembly. NCBI's taxonomy places the organism in Eukaryota, Metazoa, Arthropoda, Insecta, Lepidoptera, Papilionidae.
AUGAAUUUCAUAACGACCACGUUCCUACCGUGUGCGUGGCAUCGCUUAAGGCUGUUGGAGGGUGAGUCAGCGGGCUACCCCGCUGAGUCACGCACCCCCCCCCCCCCCCCGAGCCCCGCCAAAGCUCACCUCUCACAACCCUUGCGCAAUCUUGAAGGCGCUCACAUUUUGUCAUGCGUUUCGCCACUCGUACGGCCGACUUGCGGGACCUGCGCGAAGUUCAAGUGUGCACGUGACGUCAUCGGCCUUUGG